Pelagomonas calceolata is the source of this 1056-nucleotide messenger RNA. NCBI's taxonomy places the organism in Eukaryota, Pelagophyceae, Pelagomonadales, Pelagomonadaceae. The record is from the annotation of a GenBank genome assembly.
CGCCGCAACGCCAAUGUUGGCUGCCUAAUCGCUUUUUAUGUUUGUCUCACGCCGGAACGCCGGCGUGGGCUGCCUCAAUUGCUAACGCUGCGCUCGCGGCGCCACUGAUAAGGUAGCUACUGCAGACCAUCGAUGCUGCCUGGCGGAAGCCAUCAGCGGCGGCCCAAGCACGAUGCUGAGGCUGGCCCUGCGGAGAAGCAAGUCGACGAGCCGGCGUCGAAGUACGCUCGCAUGCAAUGGUUCGUAGUCACAUGGCUCGUUUGCGACAACGUGUUGCUCACGUUUGGCAGUCUGGGCAAAAAGAGCUCGCGUGCCGCUUUUUUCCACGCCGAGAUGCUAGUCUUUCCGAUCAGUAUAAGCCUGAACAUGUUAUACGAAUUCGGCACACUGGACUCGUUGGCCAUCGGUGGGCGUGCGCUUGUUAUUUGGGUCAUUUUCUGGCUCUACCAGGCGGUUCUUACACCCGUAGCGAUGUGGGCGCGCGGAGAAUCGUUCCUUCGGGGAUUGAUGCCUCUAGUUGCGUUCUUGUUCAUGGCUACGGCAUUCGGAGGGUUAAUUCGAAUCCUUCGGGAAGAAUUGCGCGCUCUCGGCUCCCUGGACGAGACGACGCGCCGUAUCACGACCAGAUUGCUUGAAAUUAUGGGCCUCCAGGCAGCGCUGGUGGUUAUAGGACUCACGCACGGAAUAGAAAGAAGUGCAUUUAAUCGCAUUUCCGCUACGAUAUUCUUCUCAAUAUCACUGAUAAUGGCCUGGCUUUACUCACUAGCCAUCUUCGAUGUCGCGGGGGUCGAUGCUGUGGCGGCAACCCAGCUGAAACUCAGCCCCAUAGAAGGCGCGGCUUUAUCUUUCACCGGCCUGCUUGUACUCGCUGGGCUCGCCAGCUAUAUUCUCUCGGAGCAGGCGCGGCCGAAGAGAGGAACAGUUAUGGUCGUGGGCGACACGUUCAUGGUCUCGAUGUUCGGGGCCUACUUUUGCACCGCGAGAAUAGUCUGGGUCGCCCGACGCAAGCGGCGGUCGAAGGUACGCGAGGACCCGGACGCGCCAGCGUAACUAGAG